ACUCUUGCAGAAGCCGCAGCUUGCCUCAGUGUGUUUUUGGAGAUUACUUUGCCUCCCCGAAAAACCUUCACCAUGGUCGACGCCUUCUGUGCCACUUGGAAACUGGUCGACAGUGACAAUUUUGAUGAGUACAUGAAAGCGCUCGGUGUGGGCUUUGCCACCCGGCAGGUCGGUAAUGUGACCAAGCCGACCGUAAUCAUCAGCCAGGACGGUGACAAGGUGGUGGUUCGCACCCAGAGCACCUUCAAAAACACAGAGAUCUCCUUCAAGCUGGGAGAGGAGUUUGAUGAAACCACCGCUGAUGACAGGAACUGCAAAUCCACGGUGACCAUGGAUGGAGACAAGUUGGUCCACGUCCAGAAGUGGGACGGCAAAGAGACCAAGUUUGUCCGGGAAAUCAAGGAUGGCAAGUUGGUCAUGAAUCUGACCUUUGACGACAUCCAUGCGGUGCGCAGCUACGAGAAGGCGUGAGCGCUGCGACAAGCAUCCCAACCCGGCCAAGAAGUGUUGAUUUUAUAAUUAUUAUUGACUGUAUGCUUCUCUUUGCACUUCAUCCUCCUCUACAUGUACACGGCCUGCAGGCUGCGCAUGUUUUGUAAUUUUUUUUUUAAUAUGAAAACAUUUCUGUCAUUAUGAAUGGAUCGUCUUUGCAACCAUGUGAAAGAUGAAAUUAAAGGAAAACACAGAGAGUAAA
Anarrhichthys ocellatus (wolf-eel) is the source of this 694-nucleotide messenger RNA. RefSeq names its product fatty acid-binding protein, brain. NCBI's taxonomy places the organism in Eukaryota, Metazoa, Chordata, Actinopteri, Perciformes, Anarhichadidae. The transcript is spliced from 4 exons. Bases 73 to 471 code for a protein of 132 amino acids. The record is from RefSeq and is a predicted model, not a curated record. Gene Ontology annotation, molecular function: lipid binding.